This is a messenger RNA of Octopus bimaculoides (California two-spot octopus), 10391 nucleotides long. RefSeq lists its product as uncharacterized. Gene Ontology annotation, biological process: regulation of transcription by RNA polymerase II. The record is from RefSeq and is a predicted model, not a curated record. Lineage: Eukaryota; Metazoa; Mollusca; Cephalopoda; Octopoda; Octopodidae. Gene Ontology annotation, molecular function: sequence-specific DNA binding; DNA-binding transcription factor activity, RNA polymerase II-specific. Gene Ontology annotation, cellular component: nucleus.
CUAUCUAUGCUUGCUGAGCCGACUCUUUAUAACGUAAUUAUACAAUACGUUGAAAUUGACUCUACCCAUGAUGCAAUGCGCAAUGAGUGUUUGAUUCUGUCUUUUUUCCCCUUCUCCUCGCUAACACACACACACACAAGCAAGUAUUGCACUCACUCACGUAGACAACUACUGUUUCGUCGUGGCUCUUUGCGUGGCGAUCACUCUCAUUACGAACAUAGGACAGGGUCUUUAAAGGUAGCUAACCAGCUGCCAGAUUUAAAUGUCUGCAAUUAUGUAUUAAAAAUUUUGAAGUGAUCUCUUCAUGGGGAAAUUUGUAACUGUCUAGAUUUGCAGUUGGUGACUCAAUUUAGUUUGAUAAUAUAUUUAUUCAUCAUGAGUGAAGCAUGUGAGUUACCUCCUUCAAAGGGGUCUACCGUCCAAACAAAACCAGACAGUGUAAUUGAGCAGAUGUUAACCACUGUCCAGGAUGGAGAACCUGAAGAAAAGCACUGCCUCAGUUAUGAGUGUGAUAUCAUAUUGGAAUGUAAAGUCUGUAGAAAUUUGUUUCGUGUUAUGCAAAGCUUCCUCAAUCACAAAAAAGUCAACUGCCUUCAGUAUCUCAUUAGCUUUGAUGUUCCUGUACCGACAAAAGAAAAAGAAAUUGACAAAACUACCAGUGAAAAUUCUAGACCAAUCACUAAGGAAAAGUCUGAUGAAAUUCCUUCAACUAAAGAACCAUCACCAGACAAGACAAUAUCCAAGACUGUUCCAAAAUCAAAAGGUAAAGCAGAAUCUUCUGAAACCAGUCAAGUAAAAUCUUCUGAAACCAGUCAAGUAAAAUCUUCUGAAACCAGUCAAGUAAAAUCUUCUGAAACCAGUCAAGUAAAAUCUUCUGAAACCAGUCAAGUAAAAUCUUCUGCAGUGUCACCUAAAGAAGUAAUACCUGUUGAAAAUAACGAUCCUAUGAAACUGAGGAAUUCCCGUAAAAGAGAUGUACAGCAAAAGGAAAGUAUUGUUUCAAAGAAAGACAACAAAGACAUCGUUUCUCAAAAACAAGACAGUAGCCAUAAAAAGGAGAGCAGUUCUCAAAAGAAAAAUGUCAGUGUCCACAAGAAAGAUAGUACCAGUGAUAAAAGAGAUAGUUCUACAACAAAACGCCAAAGUCUAUCAGAACAGAAAGACACAACAUCACAGAAAAGAAAUAGCAGCAGUCAUAGACGGGACAGCACUCCACAGAAAAGAGAUAGUAGCAGCCAUAGAAGAGAAAGUUCUUCUCACAGGAGAGAUAGCUCUGCUCAUAAAAGAGAUAGCUCUGUUCAUAAGAGAGAUAGCUCAUCUGAAAAGAGAGAGAUAACUCAUAGGAAAGAUCUGUCUUCAGAAAAGCGAGAAACAUCCCAACAUCGAAGGGAAAGAAGGGAAAGUAUUUCUGCAAAAGAAAAACAAAGUAGCUCUUCUGAGAAAAGUACUCCUCACAAAAGAGAACCUGAAAAACGGGGAAGUUUAACCACAAAGAAAGAUAGUUCAGAUAAAAAAAGGCAUGCUCCUCCUAGAAAAGUAAAUACUAAUUUGAAAGAUGGCCAUGAAAAAAUGGAUGUUAGUAAUAAUGAAACUUCUGGUGGCAUUGAAAAAAUGGAUGUCACUGUUGAAACAAGAUCAGUUGUAGCAAAGAAUCUAACUAACCAGAAAGGGAGUUCUCUUGGAAAAAUGGAAAUAGAUGACAAGAAUGAAGCUAGCACAGUGAAGCAAAAAGAUACUCUUGUACAAAACAAUGCAACUGUUCAGAAAAAAGAUACAGUGGCUGAGAAAAAUGUUUCCACCAAGAAAAAUGAUGUUGCUACUCAACAGAACAAAGAUGGUGGUCAGGUAAAGGAAACAAUAUCUGAAAAAAGUGUUGCUGCUACCAUUGAGAACAGGAACACUGUUUCUGAUAAAACAGAUACAACUUCUCAGAAAGAUGCUGUUAAUUUAAAUAAAGAAAAUAAUGUUGCUAAGAAUGAAGAGUCUCAAGAGAAAAGUGCCAUUAUUACUAGGAAAAAAGAUUCUAUACCUGAAAAAAAAGAUUCUAUACCUGAAAAAAAAGUUAUGGCUACUGAGACAAAAUCUCCCAGUUUUCAUGAAAAACCUUUUGCGAUUGGAAAAAAAGUUGUCAUUGUUGAAAAGAAGACUGUUGCUACUGAGACAAAACAGACUUCAAAUCAAGAAAAAGUGGUUGUUGCUGAGAAAAAUGAUAGCAGUGUUCAGAAGAAAGAUAUGGCAACAGAGACAAGAUCUGUUCAAAAAAAAGAAAGUAAUGUUGAGAAGAAAGACAUGGCAACAGAGACAAAAUCUGUUGAGAAGAAAGAUAGCUGUGUUCAAAAGAAAGACAUGGCAACAGAGACAAAAUCAGUUGAGAAAAAAGAUAGUGGUGUUGAGAAGAAAGACAUGGCAACAGAGACAAAAUCUGUUCAGAAAAAAGAUAGUGGUGUUGAGAAAAAAGACAUGGCAAUAGGGACAAGAUCUGUUGAGAAAAAAGACAGUAGUAUUCAAAAGAAAGACAUGGCAACAGAAACUAAAUCUGUUGAUAAAAAAGAUAGCAGUGUUCUGAAGAAAGACAUGGCAACAGAGACAAAGUCUGUUGAGAAGAAAGAUAGCAGUGUUCAGAAGAAAGACAUGGCAACAGAGACAAAGUCUGUUGAGAAGAAAGAUAGCAGUGUUCAGAAGAAAGACAUGGCCACUGAGACAAGAUCUGUUGAGAAAAAGGAUAGUGGCAUUCAAAAGAAAGACAUGGCAACAGAAACUAAAUCUGUUGAGAGAAAACAAAGCAGUGUUCAAAAAAAAGACAUGGCAACUGAAACAAAAGACAGUCACUUAAUAAUAGAUGGUAAAAAAGUACUUCUUUUGACAAAAGAGACUGGUGCGCAAGGAAAUAAUGUUGUUGGGGAAAAGGAAGUAUCUGCUGGAAAAUCAAAAGAAAACAAUGAGGUUCUUCCUAAAAUAUCUACCAACUCUGAAAUGACAACUGAGCAAGUUGCAGCUGUAAACAUUGCUUCUACUGCCAAUCAGACAGAGCCAAGUGAUAAAAAACUGGCUACAACUCAAAAAGAACUUGUUGAAAAUAAAGAUGCAGAUAAGAAAAUUGGAUUGAAUCAAGAUUCAAAUUCCAAAGUGCUUAAUGAACCCCAAAAUAUUAGCAUUCCAAACACAUCGGAAUUAAAGGAUGUUAAUGAAGACAAUAAGAAUGAUGCUUCAGAUAAGCUGAAUCCUUUAAUUGCUGGUGUUUUGGAUGCUUAUCAGCGCUUCAAGGAUAAGACACAAUCCCAACCAAAAGUAGAGGAUCCAGCAAGCAAGGCAAAUGAAUUAGACAUUAUCCCAGAUGCUAAUGACAAAAAUAACCGAUCUGAAAAAAAAGCUGAAGAACCUAGUGCAACUGAGAAGGAUGCUGCUGCCGAUAAGUCAAAACCUUCUGGAGAGCUGGAUCUGGACAAUAAAGAUCUGAAUGAUCCAGAGAGAUAUGAGUUAAGAAACAGAUUGCGUUGUCCAGAUUGUGGUCUCGAGCUGACCAAUAUGACUAAGCUUGCUAAUCAUAUGUCCAAGCAUUUGGCAGAAUCAAAAGGACAUUUUGUCUGCCCUAUUUGCCAAAAGGAAACUCGCCUUGAAUCAUUUUCUGAUCUUAUUUUGCAUUUAAGAGACCCACAUUUCCUCAAAGAUAAGCAGCUACUUCCUAUGUGGAGGAAUUUAAUGAAGAAUUGCUGGGUUGAUGAACAAGAUAUGUCUGCUUCAUUCCCUGUCAUUGAAGCUGUCAAACGAUCUGAGCGAAGCAAUGAGGAAGCAGUGCCUGAAAAGAACUAUAAAUGUCCUUAUUGCAGAAGGAAACCUAAGAUUCUUCGAUAUUUUUCAGGCCUCAUUGGCCAUUUACGCUCAGCUCAUGGCCUGAAACGUCAUCAAAUACAAAAGAUACAAACAAAACUUCGCAAAACAUCUGUGGUUGAAGUGGUGCACAAAAAAGAAAUCGAGAGUACACGGCGCAUGCUUUUUAAGUGCUCUUUCUGUUCUAAAACAUUCAGAAAAAAGGCCACUAUCAAACUUCAUGUGAAGACAUGUAAGAAACGAACUGUAGUUUCUGUAAAAGAAACUAAAAACAAAAAACCUCGAGGUAGACCAAAAACCUUCACCAAAAUUGUGUCAUAUAAAAGUAAAAAAGAUCACAAUCUUGGAGAGCGUUCUAACAUUGGUCCUAUGGCAGCAAGUAAUAGUGAGCUGUUGAGUGAUAACAGACCAGUUCCUCUGACCACUCCUUCUUUGCAUUCUAACUAUAUUGAAUCACAGAGUGCUGCAAGCAGAGACAUGGAACAUUGCGUUGAUGUUAAUUUAAUACAGCCUGUAAAGCUAGAAACUUUCUGGGUUUCAAAAACACCUGGAAAACCCUCUGAAUGUGUUAAGUCAACUGUCACUAAUUUAGAAAAACUGUGCCAGACACCAAGCAAAAUUUUCAAAUCAGAGCUUACAAAAAUUGGUAAUUUUCAGUGUUAUUCUUGUAAAAGGUACUACUCAGUCCGGCAACAUUUUGAACGGCAUGUUCAGUUAUGUACACAAAAUCGUAAGAUUGAAGAAAUAUCUGACUUUCAGGCUCUCCGUUGUCUGGAAUGUAAUCAAUCAUUUUCUUACUUACAACAUCUUAAAAGACAUGCAGCUAAGCAUUUAGGCUUAGACCGAUUUAGAUGUAAGUUAUGUAAUUAUUCAAGUUACUAUUGGUCUGACACAAAAUGUCAUUUGACUUCUCACAAAGAUAUUGAUUUUCGCUCUCCAGAAUAUUACAUUGUUAGUGUGUCUUCAUCUGAAUAUACCUCUCCUCAAGAAAUGUCCAAUUACUAUGGAUACCAGGGGAAAAAAAUUGAUCGUUCCCAGACAGUACUGAAGCGCCGUCAUGAACCUAGCCAAACCAGCAGUGGUAGUGGUGUUGUUAAGACACUUGUUCUUACUGAACAAGAUGGUAUGCUUAAAGUUGUCAGUGAUCCUAACCAAAUUGCCAAGAUGGUUGGCCAACAAGGCUCACCACCCUUGAAAAGGUUACGAAUAGCCACCGACGUUACUCAAUCUCCUGCAAUUAUGAAAGCUUUACCUGAAAUACAAAAAGCAAUUAUGACACCUAGUUCUGAAAAAAGAGAAUCUACAUUACUGACAAAAAAUCUUCCCUCCCCAACAUUAUCAGAUCCAACUCCUUCUGCAGAGCAGUUUGAACCUGCAACUGAUCCUGACAAACAGCACCAGUCCUGGGUUCGUAAACCUCUGAAGGACCCUGAUGCUCAACCUUUCACUUGGGAUGAUGAUGAAGAGGAAGAGACUAUAAUAGAGAGCACUCCAGUAAAAGCCAGUAAUAAUAGUAACACUACUAGUAGUACCUCUGAUAGCAAAGAUGAUACCAAUAAGUUGUUAUCUACUGAUAAUUUGAAAAAAUCCCCAAAUUCUAACAACACUCCAUCUGUUGACGAGACAUUAAAAGCAGUUAGUACUAUUGCUGUUACAGAGGAAAAACCCAUACCUGACCAGUUUUCUGAACCACCGAAACUGAAGAAAGAAAUUCCUGUGGAAACUGUUCGAUGUACUGUUAGAGACAUCAAGAUGGAAGACAAUCUUCAGAUGCCAAGCAUUUCAGGACCUGAAGUUGCUGUCAACUCAUCUUCAGUUGCAUCUGAUACAGUGAUGACUGUGAUGUUUAAUGAAAAUAAUGAUAUGAUCCUUGUAUCACCAAAUCCUAGCAAUUCUAAUUCAUCAAGCCAAGGAUCCACUCCUCAUAAAGAAUUUUUCAGAGUUUCUCACCCAGUUUUGUCACAAGUGAUUUCAUCAUCACAAUCAUCGUCAUCACAUUCAUCUUAUAUUUCAACAUCACAUUCGAAGCCCACUGUGUCUUCAGUUAUGUCGAAAACAUCAACAAAGCCAUUGAACAAGCCAAAAACCAUGUGGGACAUGCAGCAUAAAAAUGCACUCCGGCGCCUUCCCACACGGGGCUUGGUCUCCAAUUCAACCUUAUCAUUUCCUUCAGCAUCAAGGCGGGUAACUAAAGUGCCAGAUCCUUUACCUACCCCAGUUACUGCUACCACAUUUGUAAGUGUUACAACAGAAUCCAAUUCUACAUCAGUGAACACAUCAACAACUUCAUCACAAUCACAGUCAAUACCAACUACAAAGUGAAAUAAACAAAAGACAUUUCUUAAGAAGUAAAAGAAGAAAAUCUCAAAACAUAGAGGAAAAAUAAAUCAAGCUGUUUAUUAAAGUAACUCGAGUAUGAAGGAGAAAAGACAAUAUUUUCUUUCUUUAAAAUCUGAUCACCAGCCAUUAAAAUGCUUUGUUUCCUUUAAACUGUUGUUGGUAAAAUUCAGAACUAGAUUGAAGUGUUGAAUAAUUAUGUGUGUGAGUGUGUAUAAUAUGAUAGAAACAUACAUACGCACGGAUUUAUGUAUAUGUGUAUGCAUAUAUGUGUAUAUAUAUAUAUAUAUAUAUAUAUAUACAUAUACACACACACACAGAUAUGCAUAUAUGUGUAUAUAUAUAUACACAUAUAUAUAUAUGUAUACAUAUGCAUAUGUAUGUAUAUAUAUAUAUAUAUAUAUAUAUAUAUAUAUAUACACAUACAUAGAUGCACACAUAUUCAGAUAAUCACCCAGACAUACAUAUAACAAAUUUUUAUAUGAAUAGUUAUCACUCCAUUAAGAUUAUAAAUUAAAACAUUCAGCAACAAGAGAAAGAAAAACAAAAUACAAUUCCUCAAUAAAACUGUACUAUAAUAUUCAAUAUCGGAAGAGGUUGAACAAAGUAAAAAAGACUUUAUUUAUCUGUCAAAUUAUGAGUAGUAGUAAUCAUCUGUUUGAAACAUUUAAGCAGUGUCAUUGGUUAUUCAUUUCUCAUUUGGGGAAGAAAAAAAAUCACUCACGCACAUGCACACACAGACACACACAUGCAAUACAUACAAGGGAAACAACAACAACAUCCAAACAAACAAAAAUGAAAGAGUUACUCUUAGUAUUCAUAAAUGACAAAUCUGAGAAGAAAGGGUUUUUGAAAGAAAAUCAGAAAAGCGUAGCCUUAGUGAUUCCUACAUUACAGUAGCAUUUUUUUUUUAAUUGAAAAUUAUUCCACUCCUAAAUAUCAUAGCAUUUGUAUACAUAUACAUAUAUGUGUAUGUAUGUGUGUGUCUGUGUAUACAUGAUACAUUCACACGCACAAAUAAUGUGUAUUAGUGUGUAAAUAUACAAAUGCAUUAUAUAUAUAUAUAUAUAUAUAUAUAUAUAUAUAUAUAUAUAUAUAUACAUACAUAUAAAAUGUAUAGUGUUGGCUGUGUAUGUGUGAUGAAAUGAGUGCAUAUUUACAAAUAAUAUCUGUACAUGACAAAUAGAUCACAAUAAUGCUAAUAAUAACAAUUCAUCUAAUAACAUACUUCAUGUUUAUUUAGGAGGGUCAUAAGUGUAUGCAUGUAAAAUAUAUAUAUAUAAACAUAAUGUAUGUGUAUAUUUUAUUUAUAUGCACUUUAAGUCUGCAAAUCGUUUUAACACAAAGGUUAUAUAUAAAUGAUGAUUUUCUUAAACCCAGUCUGUGUCCUCUUCAUUCUUUUUUCUCAGUUACUAUCUCUACCAACCAGUCUUUAGAUAAAAGACUAUGGGGAUGUAUAUGUACUAUAAAUUUUCCUUGUGCUAAGCACCAGGAAUUAUUGUGUGUGUGUGCGUGUAUAUAUAUAUAUAUAUAUAUAUAUAUAUAUAACACACGUGUGUAUGUGUGUGAGGGUGUGCACUCUCCAUUUGAAAUACUGAUUUUCUUAAUAGCACAUUUAGUAAACCAUAUAAAGUGGUUCAUCUCUUUGAAUGCUUGUUUGCUGGACCAUUGUGGAAAAAUUUCUAUCAUUUUGCAAUUACAGUAAUAAGAGAGUUGUGGUUGCUUUUCAGAGCUAAAAUAUAUGUUUUAUUUCUCUACUUCUGGUUUGUUUUCUUUUCUAAUAUAUCUGUCUUAAAAAUAUUUAUUGGAUAAUCUUGUCAGGGCAAUCAAAAUUAUUUAACAAAUUGCAUCAAAUGCAUCUGAGGUUUUGUUUCUCCUUUUAUACUAUAGCAAGCCACAGCAAAAUUUGAUUUGAUAUACUACCAACAUGUCAUAUUUAAGGAUUAUGACGUAAAAAUUGGAAAUUAGAUUAGAAAAAAUACUUACAAAAAAGGAUUUGCUGAAAUUAUGCAUUACUUCUGCCACACACUUACACAUUAAGUUUCCAAACAAUCUUCUAAAAUAUUUCUUUUUUAUUUCUAUUGAAUAAUUUAGUAGCUGUUUCUCUUUCUUGAGUAGAAGCUAUUCAAUGAUCCUUUAUUCAUUAUGAUCUGAUUUUAUUAAGAUAAAUAGUUGUAGCGUAUUACUCUAACUAGAUUUGCAAAGAUUUCAUUUAUUUAAUUUCUUACUUCAAAUUAGUAUAUAAUAUAAUUCAGUCUUGGAUUACGACUAUGGAUAUAGAUUUAAAAAAUAAAGAAUUCUAUAGCUUAGCUUUGGUGGGUAGGGGUAGAUGAAAUCAAUUGUUUUAACUUACUUCAGUUCAUGAUAGUGAGUAUUCUGAAGGAGGACUUUUAUGAAUACAUCUCAGAUGUGAGAGCAAUAGUCCAAGGUUAUAUUAAAAGUUACUCAAAUAUUUGUCAUGUUUUUGUCUCAACAAAGAACAGAUCAUCCAAGGACUCUAUUGCUAUUAAAAAAAAUAUUGAAAUAUUUGAUAAAUGUUCAGAUAAUCUCCUGACAUGGAAAAUUGGUUUGGUAAUUUGGCCUGCCACUCUGAUUGGUUGUGUAUUCAAAUCCAUUGCAGGUAUUCUAUUAGCUAUUGGAGAAGACUACUUCAUUCCAUGUGCCUCAGUUCACCUAGUUGUUGGGAGAAAUUAUAAGAACAUCUAAGAAAGUUUCCUGUGACAUUUUGUCCAGGGGAAGAUUUGUUUUUCUUUUCACUUAAUGCUACAAAAACUGAUGUUAAGUAGCAGCAUAUAAAUUCCUGGAGUUUAUGAAUGGAUUAACUAUUUUAACAUUACUUAUUAUAACAAAUAUGUAUUUCUUUAAAUGUAAACAUAUUUAAUGAAUUUGAAAUACUACAACAUUAUAAGAAUUGUUUAACUUUGACAAAAGGGCAUUAAGGGAAACAUUAGUACAGCUAUCUUUGUUACCUUUAAAAUAUAUACUUAUAGUGCUGGCAAAGAUAAAUUAAAUGAAUAUUUUUUCAUUGUGAAAAGGAAUAUCAGAGGUUAUUUCCUUUCUUAGUUUUUGUUAGUGUAAAUUACAAGCAACUACAAAGAGUCUCUUGAAUGUAUUUAUUAGAUAGUUAACCAUUCUCCUGAUUUGUUUCUUUCAACAGCAAAUGAAGAGUUAGGAUUAUAAAUGACUGUGUGAAAGUUGAGUUGAGCCACGAAUACAUCAAUACAUUUAACAGAGUGCCUUAUGUUUACUUUUGUGCUUGCAUAUUUGUUUAUAUGAUUACGUGCAUGUGUGUGUUGUAUCUGAAUUUUCAGAACUAAACAUAGUAUUUGGGAAAUAAAUAUGUCAUGUUUGUUUUAAAAUCAUUUCCUUAGAUAAACUAAUUUGCUUACAAGAAAAUAUCUCUUUUGUGUAAAUCUUGAUACUUCAAAAUUUCCUGUGACAGAGAUUUGCAAAUGAAUUUGCCACCUUUUCACAUGUGGCAAAAAAUACCCUACAAACUGAAUUAUGCCUUAUAUGUCAUUAGCUUAUAUCUUGUGUGUUCACUGAGAAUAAGAUCUCAUAAAUUAUUGAAUCACUGAGUUUUCCUACUACAGAAUUGAUGAAUGUUUUUUUUUUUUCCUCCUUAUUGCUUGUUUAAAUAUGUUAAAUAUUUUCGUAUCUUAAUUACAUACUUAUUAAAUCUGAAGCUUGAUAGUGUCACUGGUGGUGAAACUUGCAGUCCAGAUGCCAAGCUCUGCAACCAACCAAACGUUUGCAAUUGUUAUCAAGCUACUCUUUUAUAGAGUGUUUGGCAAUCAAUUACUAGUUAACAGUUAAUAUUUGUUUCAAACAUAUAAAAAUAUAUAUAUAUAUACAUAAUAAUCUAUAUUUUUAUUGAUUAAUCGAAAGUACUUUGCUAGAGAUGGAAUUAUGUGAUGAAAAAAAAAAAUGGGUGGGUUUGUUUUCUUUUAUUUUUCAAUUUUUUUUUUGUCAUAAUGUUAUUUUAGUCUCCUUUUACAGCUUCCCUCUUCUAUGUAAGGCCACUUCCGUUCUUUAUGUUAAAUGUUAAAAUAUCCAGUUAUUCAUUUUGCUUUUGUGAUGUAUAGUUUUGCAUUUGAGAUGAACAUUACAUCAACAUUAGAUGAAUGUUACCUGUUGUUGUGUGCCUCAGAAAUGUAACAGAAAAGUAACGUUUUGUGGACUUAAAUGUUAACAUUCUGUAAAAUAUUUUUAACCAAAACUAUCAU